UCCGCGGCCGUUUCAAAACAACAGUUGGGCGCCACCGCAGCGGCGGCCUCGCCUCCUGCCCAGCCCCUCGCCUGACGCGGCGUGGCGUCCCCCGGGAGCUGCGCGAGGCGAGCGGUCGCGCCGGCUCCGUGCUCAGCCCGGACUGAGGCUCCGAGGCGGGCCCGGGCGCGCCGCGUGGUGGGAGCCCCUGCCGCGGAGAGAGUCGGCGGCGAGGCGCCGGCCCCAGCAUGUCGCUGCCUCCGGAGAAAGCCUCUGAGCUGAAGCAGCUCAUCCACCAGCAGCUGAGCAAGAUGGACGUGCAUGGCAGAAUAAGAGAAAUCCUUGCUGAGACUAUACGGGAAGAACUGGCUCCUGAUCAGCAACAGUUAUCAACAGAAGACUUGAUCAAAGCUCUUAGACGACGGGGAAUCAUUGACGAUGUGAUGAAAGAACUUAAUUUUGUUACUGAUAAUGUUGAUCAAGAACUCCCUCCCUCUCCAAAACAACCAGUUUGUUUUACUGAUAGACAAUCAACAUUGUUAAAAAAAACUAAUAUUGAUCCAACACGGAGGUAUCUUUACCUUCAGGUUUUGGGUGGAAAAGCUUUCUUGGAACAUCUGCAAGAACCUGAGCCUUUACCAGGACAAGUUUGUUCAACCUUUACAUUAUGUUUGCAUUUUCGAAACCAACGUUUUCGUUCUAAACCUGUUCCAUGUGCCUGUGAACCGGAUUUUCAUGAUGGCUUUUUACUUGAAGUACACAGAGAAAACUUAGGUGAUGGAACUAGAAUGGCUGAUUCAACAACGAUGUUAUCAAUAAGUGAUCCAAUUCAUAUGGUGCUAAUCAAAACAGAUAUAUUUGGUGAGACCACUUUAGUAGCAUCCUAUUUUCUUGAAUGGCGAUCAGUUUUGGGCUCAGAAAAUGGAGCGACCAAUCUUACUGUGGAACUUAUGGGUGUAGGCACAGAAUCAAAAGUUUCUGUGGGAAUUUUAAAUAUAAAACUUGAGAUGUACCCAUCACUCAGUCAAACAUUAUCUCAAGAAGUAGUGAACACGCAGCUUGCUUUGGAACGUCAGAAAACUGCAGAGAAAGAGCGAUUAUUUCUUGUAUAUGCUAAGCAAUGGUGGAGAGAAUAUUUGCAAAUUCGACCCUCACACAACUCACGGCUGGUUAAGAUUUUUGCUCAGGAUGAAAAUGGGAUAAAUAGACCAGUCUGUUCCUAUGUUAAACCACUUCGAGCUGGGCGGCUUCUGGAUACCCCAAGGCAAGCAGCAAGAUUUGUUAAUGUCCUUGGUUAUGAAAGAGCCCCUGUUAUUGGAGGAGGAGGUAAACAGGAACAGUGGUGCACUCUGCUGGCCUUUCUCUGUAGAAACAAGGGUGACUGUGAAGAUCAUGCUAACCUUCUGUGCAGCCUUCUUCUUGGAUAUGGGUUAGAAGCAUUUGUCUGUGUUGGGACUAAGGCAAAAGGAGUACCUCAUGCUUGGGUUAUGACUUGUGGAACCGAUGGAACCAUCACUUUUUGGGAGAGUUUAACAGGACACAGGUACAUCCAUAAAUCUAGUAAUCCUGAUGAACCUCCAGUUGCUGAACAGCCCAAACCAUUGUACCCAUAUCGAACAAUUGGUUGUGUUUUCAAUCAUCAGAUGUUUCUGGGAAAUUGUCAGCCCUCUGACUCAGUAGAAAUCUGUGUAUUUGAUUUGAAUGAUGAAUCUAAAUGGAAACCCAUGAGUGAAGAAGCAAUCAAAUCUGUGUGUGCUCCAGGAGCUACAACAUCCCUUCCUCCCUUUCCACCUCUUUGUGCAUCCACGAUUGAUGCUUCAGUAACAAGUAAUGAAAUAGAAAUGCAGCUAAGGUUACUAGUGUCAGAACACAGGAAGGAUCUUGGCCUCACUACUGUUUGGGAAGACCAGCUUUCUUAUCUCCUAUCACCAGCUUUGGCUUCUUAUGAAUUUGAGCGAACAACAAGUAUAUCUGCAGGCAAUGAAGAAUUUCAAGAUGCCAUAAGGAGGGCUGUACCUGAUGGUCACACAUUUAAAGGGUUCCCAAUACAUUUUGUGUAUAGAAAUGCAAGGCGUGCAUUUGCCACAUGUCUUCGGUCUCCUUUCUGUGAAGAAAUAAUCUGUUGUCGUGGAGACCAGGUGCGACUGGCAGUUCGUGUCCGAGUGUUUACUUACCCUGAAUCUGCAUGUGCUGUUUGGAUCAUGUUUGCUUAGAGGAAGGAAGAGGGAGAGAGAGCUAGAAACAUCAAUGAUGGGAGAGAAUCAUUGACCGGCUGCCUCCUGCACGCCCCCUACUGGGGAUCGAGACCACAACCCAGGCAUGUGCCCUUGGCCGGAAUUGAACCUGGGACCUUUCAGUCCGCAGGCCAACACUCUAUCCACUGAGCCAAACUGACUACGGCAGCUAAUUGAUGGUUCUUUCUCAUUGAUGUUUCUCUCUCUCUUCCUCUCUAAGAUCAAUAGAAAUUGCUGUCUUCACUUUCUUGAUUGUGCUCUGUGAAGCACUGGUUUUUAAUUUUGAUCAAAUCUAGUGUAUUUUUUUCAUUUGUUGCUCCUGGUUUUGUUGUCAUAUCUAUAAGAAUUAAUUGCCCAAUCCAA
Messenger RNA from Eptesicus fuscus (big brown bat), 2576 nucleotides. It is a transcript of the gene CEP76, whose product is annotated as centrosomal protein 76. The record is from RefSeq and is a predicted model, not a curated record. Lineage: Eukaryota; Metazoa; Chordata; Mammalia; Chiroptera; Vespertilionidae. The coding region runs from base 228 to 2192 and encodes 654 amino acids. The transcript has 13 exons.